GAAGAAACCCUAUUUUUUUUUUUGUGCUUCUCUGUUAUCUUUCAAGAGUAGAAGCCGUGACUGCAUAACUGAUUAUUUGAGCUUUGGUUUUGUUAUUUCUUUCCUUCAUGUAGAUUUCGAUCUUGGUUUUGCAACGCAAAGAAGACUAAACGUUGUCCAGACCUACAACAAUUAAAUAAAUUUCUAAGCAUUGGAGGCAGAGAAUACUGUUUUGUUCAAGGUUACUGGAAUUGCUUUACAUCCCCUAAAAAUGUCAUCAUUAAGGAACGCCAUCAGUAGACGGGCUCACAAGGAACGAGCUCAACCGUCAUCGAGGAAAAAAUUCGGGCUUCUUGAGAAACACAAGGAUUAUGUCGUCCGUGCAAAAGCAUUCCACAAGAAGGAAGAGACCUUACGGAAACUCAAGGAGAAAGCUGCAUUCAGAAACCCGGAUGAAUUCUACUUUCAGAUGAUAAAAACAAGAACUGUGGACGGAGUUCAUAAACCAGAGAAUCAAGCUAACAAAUACACUCAAGAAGAACUCAUGCUAAUGAAGACCCAAGACAUAGGGUAUAUAUUGCAGAAGUUGCAAAGUGAAAGAAAGAAAGUUGAGAAGCUAACUGCUGUGUUGCAUUCCGUUGAUAAUCAUCCAUCUAACAGACACAUUUAUUAUGCUGAGGACAGGGAAGAAGCUAGAGAAUUACAAUUACAUGCUUCUGAAACCAGUGCUACUCCCCUUUCUAGUGAUGUCCCUGAUCAUAUUAAAAGGUUAGUUAAUUGACUUUUACUUGGGGUUUGAUAAAUAA
This is a messenger RNA of Hibiscus syriacus, 785 nucleotides long. RefSeq names its product probable U3 small nucleolar RNA-associated protein 11. The record is from RefSeq and is a predicted model, not a curated record. The transcript has 7 exons. Bases 251 to 760 code for a protein of 169 amino acids. Gene Ontology annotation, biological process: rRNA processing. Lineage: Eukaryota; Viridiplantae; Streptophyta; Magnoliopsida; Malvales; Malvaceae. Gene Ontology annotation, cellular component: small-subunit processome; nucleolus.